AGAAUUCGACAUCUACACUUUGUACUGCAUGAACUACCCCAACUCUGUCUCCGUGCUCCGGCAGUGCAUGGAGGAUGAAUCACUGGCCAAGUUCUUCCGGGAGAGGCAGGCCACUCUCUCGCACUCGCUGCCUCUGGAGACGUAUCUCCUCAAGCCGGUCCAGCGAAUUCUGAAGUACCAUCUGCUGCUGCAGGAACUAGCCAAACAUUAUGACAAGAGCAGUCCUGGCUACGACUCGGUGGAAGAGGCUAGCAUCACCAUGACAGCUGUGGCUUGGUACAUCAACGACAUGAAGCGGAAACAGGAACAUGCCAGUCGGCUGCAGGAGAUCCAGGGCCUGCUGGCUGGCUGGACGGGUCCGGAGUUGGGGGCCUUUGGGGAGCUGAUCCUGGAGGGUCAGUUCCGGGUGCCCCGGGCCCGCAAAGAGAGGGUCUUCUUCCUUCUCAGCAAAGUCCUGCUCAUCGCCAAGCGGCGCGGAGAGACCCUCGUCUACAAGAGCCACAUCUUUUGCUGCAACCUGGCGCUGCAGGAGAACACCAAGGACCCCCUGAGCUUCAAAAUCUCGGACCUUUCCAUCCCCAAACAGCAACACACCAUCCAGGUGAGGAACCAGGAAGAGAAGCGACUCUGGAUUCAUUACCUGAAACGUUUGAUAGUGGAAAAUCACCCGGCGUCCAUUCCCCAGAAGGCCAAGCAGGUCCUCUUGGAGAACAGCUUUCAGGGGUCCCCAGACGUGGUUUUCAGCCCCGAGACCCCCAAGAAGCCCCUGCCUUCUCCUCCACUGGACGAGUCCAGGGCCAGCCUUCGUGGCCGGCGGCAAUCAGAGCCUCCAGAGUCCAUGUACAGUCCCGAGAGAAUCCGGCGGAGCUGUCCCAUUUUACAGCUGGAGAAAAGCGGCUCUUAUCGCCGGGGCCGCAGGCAGUCAGAGCCAGCCAAGGAAUCUCAGGUCCUAUUUCAUCCAGCGAAUGGAGCCAGGUUAAAGCACGCGGACAGUGAGGGAGACCUCUUCCCGGCCAGCGAGCCCCUCCUCUCCUCCAGCAGCUCGUGCACGCUGGCCUCGGCCAAACCAGAGGAGGAAGCCGAACCCUCGGAUCUGGAAGCGGAAGAGGCCGAAUUCUCCCUGGCACAAGACCCGCUCACCACGAACCUCUCCAUCACCGAGGAGAUCCUGGAGCUGCUUAGCCAGCGGGGCCUGGACAAGGAAACUGGGAAGGAAGGGAGGUUUUGGAGAGAAAGUAGCUCGGAAGCCCCCGGCUCGGCUCGGCAGGACCCCCCCUCGCCCAAGGAUGGCGGAGAAGAUCGGCAGGACAAAAUGGAGGAAGAGGAGGAGAACGGGGUCUUCCGGGAGGAGGCCCCCUCCCUCCCUCCCCAAGGGAGCCCCCUCCAAGGGCAGCUCCUGCCAAAGCUCCCCCACCCCUUUGGCAGUGACUCUUCCGAAGAAGAAGAUCUCCACCGACCGCAGGAAUCCGCCGGUCCCUCCCCGCUACACGUCCUGGAAGAUCUCCCCUCGGAGGAGGCCAGCAGCUCGGCCUCCAUGCGGCAGGAGGCCUCCCAGGAGGAAAGGCAGGCCCCUGGCUCUUCGGCCAGGCCUCAUUCCUGCCCCAUAACCUCCACGGGCGGCCUCGGGGGCGAGGAGCAAAGCACAGAGGUGGACCCCAAGCCCCCCAGGGACGACUGGGUCCUGCUGGAGAAGAUCCAGAGCUACUGCCCGAGCAUGGAAGGGGGCAAGAAGGAGCCACAGGUCUCCAAGGAAGAGGGCGGCCCCCCUCCAGUUCCCGCCGGGGUGGUGCGAGAAUCCGUCCUGCGGUUCAACAGCAUCUGGAAGCAGCCGGAGGCUCCAGGAGGGGAAGAGGGAGGAGCCCAGCUGAGGAGGCUCCGCCCUCGGUCUGGCCAGCUAAGCCGCAGCCGGAGUCAGUCCUGCAACAGCCAACCUCUGUCCGUCCCCAAAACCCACUCCGGACGAAGCCGGGCGCUCACCACCAUCGAGCGGCACCAUUCGGAUGUGGGUCCCCAGGGGCAGGGGGCGGAGAAGGGGGCUCCCUCCGAGGCUGGCCCUGAAGCUUCGGGGAGAGAAGGAAAGCAGCGGGAGCCGAGCGACGGGUCGGAGGAGCCUGGGUUCCGAUCCUGGGCGGAGAUCCGGCGGGUUUGGCAGGAGAAGGAGCGGAGCGCCAAGGACGGCCCCAAGAAGGGGGCCGCGGGGGUCAGGCGCAGAGUCGUCUGCUCCCCCGAUCGGCCGGCCUACGCGGAGCCCCUCUGCAUCGUGGAGGAUUCGGAUUUGGAGGAGCCUCUCCGGGGUGCCGGCAAGGGGCAGCCGAGGGACGGGUGGGUGAAGGAGGGGCUGCCUGCCUCAGCAGACUUCCUGCCGGCCCUGGGCCUCUACCAGAGCGGCGGGGAGCCCUGCCUCCUGGAGACCUCCGAGCGCAUCAUCAGCAAGGUCCAGGCCCUGGCCAGGAUGUACAGCGAGAAGAUCAACCGGCUGAAAUCCCAGAAGUGGACCUUGGAGAGGCCCGGCGGGCGGCCCCGGGGGGCCCCCCACCAGAAGGCCCUGGGCAGGGGGCCGAGAGCCCUGCAGGAGAGCCGGCCAGGAGGAAGCCUCCCCCAGUGUGAGCCCCAAAUCUAUGGCCACGUGCUGAUCCACGAGUCCCUCCCGCAUGUGGUUGGCAUCCAGGAAACCACGCCUUUGGUGGCCGCCACGCGUGAAACAGCCGUGGUGCUGCACAGUGACAGACCCUGCUGGCUCCUGUCUCCGGAGAUCCUGGCCUCGCUGCACCACGACUGGCACGAACCGCGGCUCCUUCCGAGGGUCCCCAUGGCAGGAACGGAGACGCUCACGGCCCCCACCAAGGGGGGAGGAGGAGGAGGAGGGGCGGAGGGCCCUUCCCCCGCCCUGGACCCUAUCCCACAGAAGGGCCCCCCUGCGUCUCCCCAGGCGUCACCCCGGAUGGAGCAUGGAGAGAAGAGCAGCCACGGAAAGCCACACCCCCGUGAGCCGGGCUGGCAUGGGGAGGGGGGCAGUCGGCCUUCGGAGCCCAGGCUGCCCCCCAAGAUUUCUGUGGGCGCAGAGCAGGCCAGCCCGGCCCUCCAACUGCAGCAGUGUCUCAGGGACCACCAAUCGGACAAUGUCUCCGUCUCUUGGGAGCCCCCCAAGGCCAGGACCCCCGGCUGCCCCCUUUUCUGCCUGCCGGAGGGGCCCGUGGCCCCAGGACCGGGAAAGGGCCACUCCCCACCGAGCACUGGAGGGAGAAGCCCUUCGGCCUUCGCUUUGCCGGAGAGGAAGGGACCAGACCGAGAGGCAGCAGGGCCCAGCCAGGAAGCCUCCGGGACACUGCCUGGGGGGCUCCGCCAGGGACCCCCAAACCCUUCUGCCGCUCCUGAAGCCACCCAGGCCACCCAGCCCCUGCCGCUCGACUCUUCCACGGAGGGGCCGCCCUGCCCACCCCAGGAACCCCUUCCUGCUGCCCCUCCUGAAUUCCCGGCCGGGGUGGAGUCCCCCGUGUGCCUGGCGGUGCAAUGCCCACGGGUGCCCCUGCCCCAAUGCCUGCCCUCCUCCCCCGUCCGCCGGUGCCUCUCCUCCAGCGCGGCUGCCAUCUCCAGGUACAUUGCCGCCUCCUGCAUCUCCCAAAGUCUGGCCAAGAGGAAUGGCGUCCCUGCCCCCGAGGACCCCCGGGGCCCCUGGCUGCCAGCCGACCCCCUGGCUUCCCUCCCCAAGGCGGCACCCAAGCGCCAUCGGAACCCGGGAAGGCCAGAGGCGGUGGCUGUCCCCUCCUCCUCCUCCUCCUCCUCCUCUCAGUGCAUCGUCCCUGGGCCCCCCUCCCCCUCCCCAUGCAGGCCCCCUUUGUCGGGCCCCCCGGCUCUUGAGCGCUGCCCCCCCUUCUCCUCGGCCUCGGCCCCCAACUCUCGUGUGCAGUCCCCCGUGAGGCCCAGGAUGUGCUCGCCCCCUCCGGGAGGCCCCCACCCCUCCUGCACUUUCAGGCCUCUGGGGGCCCACCCCCAGAGGCAGCCCCCCAACCCCGUGGCCCACCCGGAGCCCUGGGCGCCAGGCCUCUCCUGCCCCACGGCCUGCGCGAAAGCCCAAAGGACCCUCCUGCCCUCCGGAGAGCCAGCCCCCAACGGGGGGCACCAGGAAUCCUCCGGCUCUGAGGCCUCACCUGGAAGCGGUGGGCCUCCCUCCCACGAACUGGGCAGCAUCCGGUGGCCCAACGUGCCGAACCUGUGCUUGAAAUACGUCAAGCAAGAGGGGUGGCCAGGCAGCUCCCCAAGACUGCAGCUGGAGAUGGGGGAGCACUGCCCCAAACGGGGAGCCCCCCUGAGCCCGGACACGGCUCGGUUCCCUGAGAAGGGUCCUCCGAAGGCCAGCUACUCCACCACCGUCAACAUCCAGAUCGGGGGCAGCGGUCGGAUCUCCUCAUUCAGUAACGCUCAGGUCAGCCUGAUGCAUCCCCUCUCGGCCACGCUGGAGCAGCGAAGGGUCAACGGCGGGGGGGCCGAGGCGUCCCCAAAACCGGACACCUGAAACCGUGAGGCUGGGCGUGCCAGCGGAGCCCAACGUCCUGAUCGUGCUGGCUGGGGCCGGCCCUGCCCAGGCCGCCCACGAGGAGGGCGCAGGGGGCAGGCGGUUGGCAGCCAAGAGAUUGUUUUCUGGGCACUGAGCAGGCAGCCGAAGCUCCUGAGAUCUUGCCUCCUUCCUCCUCGUCAGAUCGAGCCUCCGUGGGUCUCGGCGCCUUGGGAGGGAGAACCAGCAGGCCUGGAAGGGACCAAACUGGUGGACGGAGGAAGGCUGGGCGAGGGUUAAGCCAAUGAAACCCUCUUGGGAAGCGGGAAGGUUGCGGGGGGGGGGGGGGGGAAUUCUCCCUUGUGUCGCUUCCCUUUUUACUGGUUCCAAAUCCUUUGGAAAAGAGACAA
Messenger RNA from Notechis scutatus (mainland tiger snake), 4902 nucleotides. The record is from RefSeq and is a predicted model, not a curated record. Lineage: Eukaryota; Metazoa; Chordata; Lepidosauria; Squamata; Elapidae.